CGUGACCACAAAAGGUACCACCAGAGAACGUUUCUCUUAGUUCUUUUUCGGUCUCGGUGUACGGAGUACAUCCACCAGCGGACCACAAUGAUACAGCCUGUUCCCUCCAGAGAAAGUGGGACCGCGCGGGGGCCCGGUUUACAUCAUUGCGGACUCAUCCUUCCCUUGCGCAUCGUUGUUCUUGCCCGCCCUUCUUUUUUCCCGAGCUGGAUAAAUUCUGGAAUUCUUCCUUUAACUUUCUCCUGUUCCCCCCCGCCUUUAUUUCGAGAAUAUAACUGAGUCCAGCUGAUCCCCCCCCCGUUGGCAUUGGACUUCAAUUUCAUCACGCUUUGUUCGAGACCUUCCCCGAAUACGGAACCAGCUACCUACGACAGCUCAAUUGCACUACAUCGCCAGGUUGCAGCACCAUCCCCCCACAAUGGCGUCGCAAUCCCCUCUUUACAUUGGCUUCGACCUGUCAACCCAACAGCUCAAAGGUUUAGUUGUCAAUUCCGAGCUCAAAGUUGAGUACAUCGCCAAAUUCGACUUCGAUGCCGACUCAACCGGCUUCUCCAUCAAAAAGGGUGUUAUGGUCAAUGAAGCCGAGCACGAAGUGUUCGCCCCGGUCGCAUUGUGGCUGCAGGCCAUGGAUACCGUGUUGGAGAGCUUGCGCAAGCAAGGGCUGGAUUUUAGCCGGGUGAAGGGUAUCAGCGGGGCGGGGCAGCAGCAUGGUAGUGUCUAUUGGAGUGCCGAUGCGGAAGAGCUGCUGGCGAAGCUGGAUGCGAAGAGGUCGCUUGAGGAGCAGUUGCCGGGUGCUUUCUCGCAUCCGUAUAGCCCUAAUUGGCAGGAUUCGAGUACGCAGAAGGAAUGUGAUGAGUUUGAUGCCGUUCUUGGGGGUCCCGAGCAGCUUGCUCAGGCGACGGGAAGUAAAGCACACCACAGAUUCACGGGUCCUCAGAUUCUUCGGUUCACGAGAAAGCAUCCCGAGGUGUAUCAGAAGACGUCGAGAAUCUCACUGGUCUCAUCCUUCAUUGCCUCGCUCUUCCUCGGUCAUGUUGCGCCCUUUGAUAUCUCGGAUGUGUGCGGGAUGAACUUGUGGAACAUAAAGAAGGGCGCCUAUGAUGAAGCAAUCCUCAAGCUGUGCUCUGGCAAGUUCGAUGUUGAGGAUCUGAAGAAGAAGCUGGGCGUGGUUCCCGAAGAUGGAGGACUGCACUUGGGACAAGUCCACCAGUACUACAGGGAGCGUUACGGCUUCAGUGCAGACUGCACUGUCAUCCCGGCUACGGGCGACAACCCCGCGACCAUUCUCGCGCUGCCAUUGCGCCCGUCAGAUGCGAUGGUAUCCCUGGGUACCUCUACGACCUUCCUCAUGUCCACCCCCAACUACAUGCCCGACCCGGCCACCCACUUCUUCAACCACCCAACCACUGCGGGGCUAUACAUGUUCAUGCUCUGCUACAAGAACGGCGGUCUAGCCCGUGAACACGUCCGUGACGCGAUCAACGAUAAUCUAAAAGACACCCCCUCCCAACCUUGGGCUCACUUCGACGAAACAGCCCUCUCCACACCCCCAAUGGGCCAGCAUAACGCCAAUGACCCCAUGAAACUAGGCCUCUUCUUCCCCCGGCCCGAGAUCGUACCAAACCUCCACGCUGGCCAGUGGCGUUUCACAUACAACCCUACUAAUGGCGACCUUACCGAAACAACCGACGGUUGGAAAACCCCUCAAGAUGAAGCCCGCGCCAUCAUCGAAAGCCAAAUGCUCUCCCUCCGCCUGCGCUCCCGUGGCCUCACCCAAAGCCCCGGCAACGGUCUCCCACCGCAACCACGCCGCGUAUACCUGGUCGGCGGCGGAUCUAAGAACAAAGCCAUUGCCAAGAUUGCGGGAGAAAUCCUCGGCGGCGCCGAGGGCGUGUAUAAGCUUGACAUUGGUGACAAUGCGUGUGCGCUAGGUGCCGCUUACAAGGCUGUUUGGGGCAUUGAGAGGGGGGAGGGUCAGACUUUUGAGAAUCUUAUUGGGCAGAGGUGGAAGGAGGAGGAGUUUGUGGAGAAGAUUGCGGAGGGGUAUCAAAAGGGUGUGUUUGAGUUGUAUGGGCAGGCGGUUGAGGGAUUUGAGGCUAUGGAAAAGAGGGUUUUGGAGGGGGUUGCCCGUGAAUAGAGGGGGUAUGUCUAUAGACUUGGGUUUUGAAUUUUGAUGUUGUUUUGAUUUGAUUGGGCGGAUCUUUGUAGAUAGUGGAUGGGGAGAUGUAGAUCAGUCUAUAUCAGCCAGAUGAACCAUAUAAUUUGAGCUGUCUUUUUCCAGUACGCAGGGAGAUUAUAC
Messenger RNA from Penicillium brasilianum, 2299 nucleotides. Lineage: Eukaryota; Fungi; Ascomycota; Eurotiomycetes; Eurotiales; Aspergillaceae. The record is from the annotation of a GenBank genome assembly.